UCAAAUCUGUACCAUCUGACGCUCAAGGAUUUAUGGGUUUAGUCAAAAUUGCUUUUCCCACUGUGCAGAUUAAGCACCGUAGGAUGUUUUCCACUCAGGCCGUAGAAUAGCCCAGUGUGCUGCUGUCGCCGCCGCUGCUUCUCUUGCUGUUUUUCUCCUUCUUAUCGGCUCAGGCGCUGGAGAUGGGAAUGUAUCAGGAAGGCAGAGUGCUCCGAACCCUGGAGGGGAGUGGAUUCUGAUUGACAGGAGAGGUCCGUCCUCUGGGGAAUGUGAACCAUGCAGGUGGAUGCGGCGUUUGUGCUCUUCUGUGUUUGGCUGGCGGGCGCAGCUGGGAAGAUGGUUCAGUCAAGAGGUCACAAGCUGGAAACCUACAAACAAAGCAGGUUGCGAAGAGACACCAGGAUGGAUGGCGGAGGAGGUCACAAAACUGGAAGCCCAAUUUACAAGCGAAGCCCAGACAUGACAAAAUCUCUGAUGACAAAAUCUGAGCAGCUCCUGAGAAUAGACGAUCACGAUUUCACCAUGAGGCCAGCGUUUGGAGGUCCCCCAAUUCCUGUUGGUGUAGAUGUUCAGGUUGAAAGUCUGGAUACCAUCUCAGAGGUGGACAUGGACUUUACCAUGACGCUGUACCUGCGUCAUUACUGGAAGGAUGAGCGGCUUUCCUUUCCAAGCACCAACAACCAGAGCAUGACCUUCGACAGUCGCCUGGUGAAGAAAAUUUGGGUUCCUGACAUGUUCUUUGUUCACUCUAAGCGCUCUUUCAUCCACGACACCACCACCGACAACGUCAUGCUGAGGGUUUAUCCUGACGGCAAUGUGCUCUACAGUCUCAGAGUCACAGUCACUGCUAUGUGCAACAUGGAUCUCAGCCGCUUUCCCCUGGACACCCAAACCUGCUCACUGGAGAUUGAGAGCUAUGCGUACACAGAUGACGACCUGAUGCUUUACUGGAAGAAAGGAAACGAAUCCCUGAACACAGACGACAGAAUAUCUCUGUCCCAGUUCCUCAUCCAGAAAUUUCACACCACCACCAAGCUGGCUUUCUACAGCAGCACAGGCUGGUACAAUCGUUUGUACAUCCACUUCACCCUGCGGCGCCACAUAUUCUUCUUCCUGCUGCAGACUUACUUCCCUGCUACUCUCAUGGUUAUGCUCUCCUGGGUGUCGUUCUGGAUUGACCGAAGGGCUGUCCCCGCCAGGGUACCACUAGGCAUCACCACCGUGCUGACCAUGUCCACCAUCAUCACCGGGGUCAAUGCUUCGAUGCCUCGGGUCUCCUACAUCAAAGCUGUGGACAUUUACCUCUGGGUCAGUUUUGUCUUUGUCUUCCUAUCGGUGAUAGAGUACGCAGCGGUGAACUACCUCUCCACCGUACAGGAGAGGAAAGAGAGGAAGCUGAGGGAGAGACUUCCAUGUACAUGCGGCAUUGGGAACCCUGAUGAAAUGAUGAUCGACCCCCAGAUCACUGGAUAUGGGUCCACAGAUGUCAACAUCACAGGAAAUUAUGGGUUGCCAGAAAACGGGGGCCGCCAGGAACGAAUUUUGGCCCAAGUGGCACUGAACGACCCACAGAUCACAGGCCAGGUGAAGGCAUCUAGAGGCUACGUGAACAUCUGGAUAGACACCCAUGCCAUAGACAAGUACUCAAGGGUCGUCUUUCCUGGAGCCUACAUCCUUUUUAACAUCAUCUACUGGUCCAUCUACUUGUAACCUGUGAUGCAUGAAAUGCUGUUUUGUGCAUGCUGGGACAGCAGGAGCUCAGCUCAGGAAAGAUGAUGCUGCACUUGAAGUGUUUGGGACAGAGAAACUGCGCAUGAGAUGCAUGGGGACCACUAACAGAUUGGUGACCAUUGCCUUCUUGACCCAGCCACUUAACACCGAUGAUUAAAAAAAAAAUAUGAGCGACCAACAAACAGGACAGUCAUCGAUAUUGUCACUUCAUCAGUUCUCUGGUUUCUGCUGUACCUAUAGUUCUGGUGACAGAAAGAUAUCUGGAUGCUGUUGUCGCCUGAGGACGCAGAGAUGCACGUACAUGGACUUGUUUCACUCUUCAGGCUAACUACUUCUUUUCAGUUCUAGAUGCAGUGACUCCAAGCACAUUUUCAACACCGAAAGUGUGAACUGAAAACAUACUGACAUUGGCUAGCAUUGCCAGCAAAUAGACGGAUCCUUUUUCCUCUUCUUAUGAGCUACACCUGACAAUCAAUAAGAGACUAAAAAUAUUUAAAGGUAUAAUUUAACAUGUUGAGAAAUAUGUUUGUUUGUUAUCUAGCGGUGAGAAAGCUGAUAUCACUCUCAUACUUGUAAUUAAAUAUAUGUCUAAAUCCAGUAAUAGCCAGUUAGCUUAGCAUAAAAACCCUAACCAGGUGAAAAAGCCAAGGUACUUGUUUCUGUCCAGUGCUAUAAGCUACCAGCAUUUCUAUAAUAACUACAGCAAGUUAUAUAUUUUGACUGAAUCCAUACAGAAACAACCAUAAAAGCCUGGUUUUAUAGGGGGAUUAGUGCUACUAUUUCUCUACCAGUAUAAAUUCUUAGCUAAUGCUCAGAAGUCCUACUAUUUUUCUACCAGUAUGACUGCCUAGCUAACGCUCAGAGGCAAGAAAGAGUCUGGCAAUUAAAUUCCCAACAGAAUGUCAAUUUUUAUAAAGAUUAAAAAAACAGAUUACAUCUUGUUAAUUAGUCAGCCUUUGAGGUGGUAGUUGGCAAAUUUCGCCCAGCUGCUUCCCCCUUUUCCCCAGUCUUGUGUGCUCAGCUCAGCCGUCUCCUGGCUAGAGCUUCAUAUUUACUGCAGACAUGAAAGUGAUAUCAACCCACUCUCCCAACUCUGCACGAAAGCAAAUAAACAUCUGAAUGAAAGUAAAUGUUUUUAUUUAAAAAAAAAGGCUAAUUCAGAGCUUAUUCUUGAAGUUCCACGUUUCCUUUGCAGCAUGUUAAUAUGAUUCAGUUUAGCUUAAAUUUUCUUGUGAAAUUUGUAUCAAUGCAGUUAUUUUGAUGUCAAGCUACUGCGCUCCGUUUGUGUGACUUGACAACGUUGAGUAAAAAACGCAAAGUAAUGCAGUCUAUUAAAACAACAAAUGUAAAAAUGUAUGUUUAGAAGUCCCAUGCACUGACUAUGAUAUUAACUCUUUUUAUUUUUUAAUGUUUCUUCUUUUUAUUUUUAAAUACAACUGAAGCUCAUCUCCUCUGUUUGGUGUUGUGAGGCUUUGAGGUUCGCUGUGACCUGUUAGUUGCUAGUUUUAACGUCUUUUUCAGCUUAAAAACAACUUUAUACUUUGUUAGGCAAAAGAUAUUUUAAAAAAAUAUUACAGGUAUUUAAAACUGUCAUGUAUGGGAAGAU
Pelmatolapia mariae (spotted tilapia) is the source of this 3337-nucleotide messenger RNA. RefSeq names its product gamma-aminobutyric acid receptor subunit rho-1-like. Lineage: Eukaryota; Metazoa; Chordata; Actinopteri; Cichliformes; Cichlidae. Gene Ontology annotation, molecular function: neurotransmitter receptor activity; extracellular ligand-gated monoatomic ion channel activity; chloride channel activity. Gene Ontology annotation, biological process: signal transduction; chloride transmembrane transport; nervous system process. The record is from RefSeq and is a predicted model, not a curated record. The coding region runs from base 277 to 1710 and encodes 477 amino acids. The transcript has 10 exons. Gene Ontology annotation, cellular component: plasma membrane; GABA-A receptor complex; synapse.